Fimicolochytrium jonesii is the source of this 1298-nucleotide messenger RNA. RefSeq names its product soluble NSF attachment protein. The coding region runs from base 309 to 1136 and encodes 275 amino acids. The record is from RefSeq and is a predicted model, not a curated record. Gene Ontology annotation, molecular function: syntaxin binding; soluble NSF attachment protein activity. The transcript is spliced from 9 exons. Gene Ontology annotation, cellular component: vacuolar membrane; SNARE complex. NCBI's taxonomy places the organism in Eukaryota, Fungi, Chytridiomycota, Chytridiomycetes, Spizellomycetales, Powellomycetaceae. Gene Ontology annotation, biological process: intracellular protein transport.
CUUCGUAGUGUACAAACGCAGACGUAGAUGCUUCCCCCAAAGGACCUCAAGCUUGUGAUGUUAUCGGCGUUCGGCUUUCUUCAUCAAUGUAUCAUCCCGGCAUAGUCGUAGCGUUCUACAUCAUUUAAUGAUUCAACAUGGGUUUUUGCGAGGUGCGAGGGGAGCGUUGGGCAACGCGUGCAAAUCUCCCAAAGCGAUGACGGCGCAACCGCAACUCUCGCACCUUUCCCAAACUUCUUGCAACACCCAAUCCAGCACAACAUCCCACACCCCCUCGCCCCAAACUCCAGCCCCCCCAGACUUCAAAGAUGGCAGACGCAAAACUCCGCGAAGGCAUGGAAUUCAUGACAGCAGCCGAAAAGGCCCGCAACAAAAAGACACUGUUCGGGAAAGAGAAGCCCGAUUGGGAUAUGGCUGUGCAGGGGUACGAGGCUGCGGCAACGAGUUUCAAGAACGCUCGUGCGUUUGAUCAGGCUUGUGAGGCGUACGUCAAGGCAUCGGAAUGUCACCGCCACCUCGAUUCUCUCUUCCUAGCAGCAAAAUCCCUCGACGCCGCCGCCCUGCUCACAACAACGCACCUCUCCCAACCCGCGCACGCUGCAGAUCUGUACAGACAAGUCAGCGACCUGUUCCUGGCGCAGGGGAGCGCCGAUCGGGCAGGGGAGAGUUUGGAGAAGGGUGCCAAGGUAUUGGAACAAGCAGACCCAACAAAGAGUAUUGAGAUGUACGACGAAUCCUGCAAGUUGUACGAAGAAGAGAACAAAAUGCGGUUCGGCGUCGACGUCUUCAAACGCGCCAUCGGUGUCUGCGUGCGCAAUAACCGGUUACCGAAAGCACUGGACCUGUCGACCCGUCUAACGACCGCCUUCGCCAAGCUAGACCAAAAGAUGAAUUUCCACAAACAGAUGCUCUCAAGCACCGUCAUCCUUCUGGCGCUGGGCGACGUCGGGGAAGCCGCGCGGAGGUUGGAGAUGGGGAUGGGACAAUUAGGCCUGGCGAGCUCAGAAGAGGGCCAGAUCGCGCAAACCCUCGUGCAAGCGUUCCAGGACGGCGACCAGCCCGCCAUCGACUCGAGCUUGAAGCGGCAUCCGGUGCAGUAUCUCGAGAACGAGGUUGAGGAGGAGGGGUUCUUGUGAAAGCGGGUUGUACAGAACGGGGGAUUUCUGAAAGGUUCCGUAUACUGUACAUACGUAUUCUUUUCGGUCCAUGCAUUUAUCGUUUUUCAAGAUAUGGUGUGUUGAAGCACAAUCGGGUGUGAUGAUUUUUUCAAUGGUAGUAUACUUUUAGAAGUAGUGGCU